AUGUUUCAGUGCUACCUAUGCCAGAUGUUGCGUUGGAAUGAAGCUUCCGUCCUCCAAGACCCCUGCAACCCUGCAGUGACUCCCCUGGGUCGUUCUCGCAUCUGA
This is a messenger RNA of Chaetomium globosum CBS 148.51, 105 nucleotides long. RefSeq lists its product as uncharacterized. The transcript has 2 exons. The record is from RefSeq and is a predicted model, not a curated record. The coding region runs from base 1 to 105 and encodes 34 amino acids. Lineage: Eukaryota; Fungi; Ascomycota; Sordariomycetes; Sordariales; Chaetomiaceae.